Messenger RNA from Apus apus (common swift), 4046 nucleotides. RefSeq names its product E1A-binding protein p400-like. The transcript has 26 exons. NCBI's taxonomy places the organism in Eukaryota, Metazoa, Chordata, Aves, Apodiformes, Apodidae. Gene Ontology annotation, molecular function: ATP hydrolysis activity; ATP binding; histone binding. The record is from RefSeq and is a predicted model, not a curated record. Gene Ontology annotation, cellular component: Swr1 complex. The coding region runs from base 209 to 3763 and encodes 1184 amino acids.
CUGGGGUCCUAUUCUUGUUGUUUCACAAAACUUCAAUGUGCUGAAGUGGGAGACUGAACUGAAAUGCUGGUGUCCUGCUUUGAAAACUCUUCUGUAUCUUGGGAAUCCAGAAGAGCUUUUUAAUAAAAGACAGGAAUGGACUGACCCCAACAACUUUAAUGUAUGUAUUGCCUCCUGCAAGCAGUUCUUUACAGACUAUGAAGCAUUCAUGAAAAUACAGUGGAGGUACCUAGUUGUAGAUGAGAGGCAGAAUGGUAAUAAUCUGACAGAGAAGCACUGGGAUGCAAUAUUCAGUCUCUGGAGUCAGCAUCGCUUACUCGUGAUGGACACACUCCUGCCUACUGCCUUAAAAGAUCUGUGGGCCCUUGCCUGUUUCCUGAUCCCAGGGAUUUCUCAGUCCUAUCUGGAUUUUACAAAGGUAGCAUCUGUGGAGGGGAAUGAGGAUGAUAACCAGAGAGUGGCAACGAGUCUGGAGAGAGUAGUGCAGUCAUUUGUUUUGCGGAGAUCCAGAAUUCAGGUUGAGGAGCAGUUACCAAGGAAGUAUGAGCACGUGCUGACAUGUACUCUUUCUGAUCGGCAGAAGUCGGUGUAUAAAAACAUCUUGUCUCAACCCAGAACUCAAGAGUGUCUUAGAAGUGGGCAGUUUGACAGUGUCCUCCAUGUUGUGACUCAGCUGCUGAGAGUGUGUAACCAUCCUGACCUCAUCAGUCCCCGGCCUCCGAGUUCUUCUGUUGUAUUAGACACACUGGAGUUCACAACUGCUUCUCUGGUGCUGGAUGCAUUAGGAUGGGAUCUUUGGAAGCAUGCAGACUGGUCUCUCUUUGAUGUGAUUGGGAUGGAAAACCAAAUGACUUGCUACGAAGCUCAGAUACUGCCAAAACUGAAGGUAACUAGGGAGCUUAUUGAAGAGAUCUUCUGUUCUCCUUCAUCACCCAGACUUGAGCCAAUGAAGCUCAAACCAAAUAGGUUAUUUACACCAGUGCAGUAUGGGCAGAAACCUGAAGGUAGGACUAGAGACUUCUCAAGGUGUCAGCUGCAGCAGACAAUGGACACAGCAACAGUUCUGUCAGAUCAUCAUGAGAAAAAUCAGCAUGGGAAAGUCUUAACAGCCAGCAAGAUGGUACUCAGCCCAAUGGCUUCCACAGCUGGAGCACAAGAGAGAACUGCUCAACCAGGGAAGCCUGUAACAUUACAGUUUAGAGGGAAAACAUUUACUUUGUCAGACAGUCAGUUCUGUCAGCUUAUUGGUGGACAGUCUCUGAAGCAUCAAGUGGAUGACCUGAAUACUGAAUCAAGAUCAGUAUCUACACUUUUAUGUCCAACUCAGGGUAUGAUAGAAGAAAAAAGACAACUGAAGGAACACCUGGACAAAAUAUACUUUGGUAAUGAGCAUCGUUGUUCCAGAACCCCCCUGUAUGGCAGAGACUUGUUGGAAAUCUGCUCUUUGAUCAGUAAAAGGAAAAGCUCUCAGCAUUAUUCUGCUGGGACUAACAAAUGGGGCUGGGCUGGCUUUGCAAACUGUCUUCCACAUUCCAGUACUUCAGAGGUUCUAAAGGACCCAUUGCAAGAACUCCUCCUGAUGUUGAAGCAGCAGCAGAGGACACUGAAGGAGGUUGUUACUAGAGCUCUGUGUGUAUUGCCAGCUGUAGCUGUUGCUCCUCCACAUCUGUAUGUAGCAAAUCCUCCUCGGACAUACACUCAUGCCAUGAAGGUCUUGAAGUGUAAUCUAGAGAACCAGCUGCUGCCCUGCUCCCCUGCAGCACAGCAGAUGUCAAGGCCUCCCUUUCUGCAGUUCCCAGCCCCCCAGCUGGUGCAGCGGGAUUCAGGCAAGAUGGAAGCUCUGGCUAUCUUGCUUCAGGAGCUGAAAGCAAGAGGACAUCGUGUGUUGAUUUUGACGCAGAUGGUUCCCAUGCUUGAUCUACUGGAGCUUUUCUUGAACUUCCAUUUUCUCACAUACAUAAGAGUUAAUGAGAGUGGUGCUCACAGUUGGCCUUGUCUGGAAUCCAUAAAAAAAUUCAACCAAGACAAGCGAGUCUUCUGUGCUAUCCUUUCUUCCCACACUCCUUCCACAGGUGUCAGCCAUGUAGAUGCCAACACUCUUGUCUUCUAUGACACUGAUUUAGAUCCACUGAUGGACACAAAGGCUAAAGAGUGGUGUGCUAAAAUUGCAAGAGACAGAGACAUUCACAUAUACAGGCUUAUAAGUGGUAAUUCUGUUGAAGAGAGGCUGUUGAAAAAAGGUAUUAAACAUCUGAUGCAAGAAGUGGCUGCUCAGGGAGAUGACUGUUCAACAGAUUUGUUAACUCAGGUUCUUCAUGUUGAAUAUGGAAAAGAGGACUCCAGGAAGUUUACAGAAGAGACACAAUCUGAGAUAAGAGAUGACAUAGAUUCAGAGUUGCAUGAUUCAAGAAAUACCAUGGUUCCUUCACAGUUAGAACAGUUGGUUAGCUUAGUUAGCCAGCUUAAGCCAAUUGAAAAGUAUGCAUUGAAUUUCUUGGAAUCGUUUCAUAGUUUGAAUGAUCAAAAAAGCCAGAAAGUCAACAAGGAGUUAAAAACUGCAAACACGAAAUGGGAAUAUCAGCCUGCCAAGGAACUGGAAAAGGCAGAAGAAAAGUGUCAGCAGGAAGUGAAAGAGGAACUCUUAACCUAUACCAGAGAAGAUGCUUAUAACAUGGAAUUUGUUUGUGAAGGCCCAGAUGGAGAAAUAGAAAUAAUGCCUCUUUGGACUCCCCCUGUUGUACCUGAGAAUCUUGAUGCUUUCUACACAGAUCCUGUUCUGUGCCUGAUGUAUAGUAGGACCCCAAUUCCAGAGCCACAGCUUCCACCCCUGCUUGUCAGGAGGGCAGGGAAGAGGCAGAGAACAGAUUUGUUGUCUUUAGGUGAGAGAAAGAAGCAUUGCCAUAGAAGGGUGGUUGUUCCUCCACCUUCGCUUUUCAGUCAAGUGACUCCAAGGACGUUGAAAACACAACAGAAGAGCAAAGCUCAGAAGACUCUGCUCUGGGUAAAACAGCAAAACUGUUUUGCAAGACCUUUGUCAGCUCUCAUCAAGUCAUCUGCUGACACCGAGCGAGAUAGUCCUGCAUGGCUAGUUGCUGAAGACUUGGCACUGUUAAAAGCAGUGAAACAGCUACGGGUGCUUCCUAUAAACCUUGCACGUGUGUCACCAGCACAGACAGCAAACUGGGACUUUGUCAGUGACGUCGUGAGCUCCUGUCGCUACUUGUAUCGCUCCCCAGAGCAAUGCCAAAAUCAUUACACCAAAGCAUUUGCAGGCCCAAAAGGAAAGGACAUAGGUGGCUGGCCUCUUCGUGUUAGACAAGCCUGUGCUGAAGACCAGAAUUCUGAGCGAACUCAGAUCUAUCUGAAUCACUUUGAAUUGAUGACAAGGACUGCUAGAAAAACAAGUUCCUCCAAUAGUGCAGACAACUAUGUCAAGCUACUACCUGUAUCUGAAGUUGUUCCCAUCUGUGUGGAGCCUCUGAUGAGGCAGGAAAAGGCACUGACUGAAGAACAAAUAGCUCCACAACCGCAGGAGCACCAGCCUGGUCAGAGGCAGGAAGAGGAACAAGCAGUGGAGCAAAUCCAAACCCAGUGUCAACCAGCAGGGGAAACACAGGCUUCAGGACGUACACCCUCUCCAGCUGCAGCUGUCUUACAGCAGGUGCCUGUGGUACCCCCCAUUCUGGAACAGCUGGAGCCCACACCCCCCAGGCAGUUUUUUCAAGCAGAAGCUUUUGUCAGCAUCACUCGUCACCAUCACUGACAACUGUGCAGAUGCUUUUGGUGACUCUGCUUGUAUCAGGCAGGAGCACCAGCCGCCUCCUUUCCCCCGCCCGUCCCGCAUCUCCUUUGCCCCGUGAGGCGUUUGUCCCGCGUGCUCCAGACAAGCAACACCCCGCUCCCCUGCCACUCGGCGAGUUGUACCUGCUGCUUUUCGCACUAAAUCUUGAAGAAAACCGCGUUCUGACGGCCGAGCCUUGAGUCCCGCCCUCUGGGAAGGCCACUACCCUCCCCUACCAGCACUACAAUAAAAGUCGCUUCUCCCU